AUAAGAGCUCACCUCUCCCCUCUUCCCUGGAUCAGCUUGUUCCCCAAACCCAACCCUCGAGUCCUCGACCGCAGCACGCAGAGCGGCGCAGCCAUGGUGCUCGAGUCGACGAUGAUCUGCAUAGACAACUCGGAGUGGAUGCGGAACGGCGACUACUCGCCGUCCCGGUUCCAGGCGCAGGCCGACGCCGUCAACCUCAUCUGCGGCGCCAAGACCCAGUCGAACCCGGAGAAUACGGUCGGCGUCAUGACCAUGGCCGGCAAGGGCGUGCGCGUGCUCGUCACGCCCACCAGCGACCUUGGCAAGAUCCUCGCCUGUAUGCACGGCCUGGAGGUUGGAGCUGAAGCGAACCUGGCUGCAGCCAUCCAGGUCGCUCAACUGGCGCUGAAGCAUCGCCAGAACAAGAGGCAGCAGCAGAGAAUUAUAGUGUUCAUCGGAAGCCCUGUGACAUACGACAAGAAGAUGUUGGAGCAAAUAGGGAAGAAGCUCAAGAAGAACAACGUUGCUCUUGACGUUGUUGAUUUUGGUGAAGCUGAUGACGAGAAGCCCGAGAAGCUGGAAGCGCUGAUUGCUGCUUGUAACAGCAGUGACAGCAGCCACAUCGUCCAUGUUCCUCCGGGUGAACAUGCCCUUUCUGAUGUUCUUAUAAGCACUCCUAUCUUUACCGGUGAAGAAGGUGGAAGUGGUUUUGCUGCUUCUGCAGCUGCCGCUGCAGCUACUGGAGCUACUGGAUAUGAUUUUGGCGUUGACCCAAAUGUGGAUCCAGAGUUGGCGCUUGCCUUGCGGUUGUCUAUGGAAGAAGAGCGGGCAAGGCAAGAGGCUAUCGCGAAAAAGGCUGCUGAAGAAUCUUCUGGUGCUGACAAUAAGGAGGCCUCAAGCUCAAACACCGAUUCUGUUAUGGCUGAUGCAGAACCUGCCUCAAAUGCUUCUGCUGAUGAUAAGGGAGAUCAACCAAAGGAUGAUGAUGAUGCUGAUCUACUACAGAAGGCUCUAGCAAUGUCAAUGGACGAGGGAGCUUCAGGAGCUGCAGCUGUGGCUGAUGCCGCUAUGGCUGAAGCUGCUGCAGAUGACCAGGAUUUGGCAUUGGCUCUUCAAAUGUCUGUCCAGGAUGCAGAAAUGCCUGGUCAAUCUGAUAUGAGCAAAGUGUUUGAAGACAGAUCAUUUGUGACAUCCAUCCUUAAUUCGCUUCCUGGUGUUGACCCCAAUGAUCCAUCCGUGAAAGAUCUGCUGGCAUCAUUGCAUGGCCAAGCAGAGCAAGAGGAGAAUAAAGAUAAGUCGGACAAGGCUGACAAGCCUGAAGAUGGAAAGAACUAAACUCCCUUCGUAGCUUUGAUGUGCAUGAAGAAUUGAGGGUUGCAUGCAUUGGCUGCUUUUACACUUGGCUAUGAAUUUACUUAUCCUCUUGUAACCGUGUUGACGAUAACUUAAAUGCUGAGAGAAUUUGUAUUAUGCCUGCCCGCACAAACGCACAUGUAUGUUUAAGUGAUUCAAUGUUGCAAAUUCUUUUUGUAGACAAUGUUGUGGUCAACAUCUUUUGCUGCAGCAGUGAUCGUUCGUUAAA
Lolium rigidum is the source of this 1561-nucleotide messenger RNA. RefSeq names its product 26S proteasome non-ATPase regulatory subunit 4 homolog. The record is from RefSeq and is a predicted model, not a curated record. NCBI's taxonomy places the organism in Eukaryota, Viridiplantae, Streptophyta, Magnoliopsida, Poales, Poaceae. Gene Ontology annotation, biological process: proteasome-mediated ubiquitin-dependent protein catabolic process. Bases 94 to 1314 code for a protein of 406 amino acids. Gene Ontology annotation, molecular function: polyubiquitin modification-dependent protein binding. The transcript is spliced from 11 exons. Gene Ontology annotation, cellular component: nucleus; cytosol; proteasome regulatory particle, base subcomplex.